Molecule: messenger RNA, 3045 nt
Organism: Grosmannia clavigera kw1407
Lineage: Eukaryota; Fungi; Ascomycota; Sordariomycetes; Ophiostomatales; Ophiostomataceae
Exons: 1
Coding region: 1-3045 (1014 amino acids)
Source: RefSeq, a predicted model, not a curated record
AUGCGCCAAUCGUUUCCCACACACAGCACCACGCCACGGCCGACCAAGUCCGUGCCGCCACCGCCGCGCGCAGGAGCAGGAGCAGGAGUCGGACCAGGACCAGGACCAGGACCAGGAUCCAGAGCAGCAGCGACGUCGGGAGGAACGACGGCAGCCGAGCAGCCCGACAGCUCUUCAUCCUCGCGUCGGCCCCCCUUUACGGCCGUGGUCGUCUCGCCCACGCCGACGCUCAUCGUCACCGCCGCUGCCGAACAGCAAGGCCGUCUCGACCGGCCGCCGGUGCGCACGCCGCUCUACUUGCGCGACCGCGAUGCCGGCUUGGCCCGGACACCCCGGAUCGCUUCGCCUGCCACCACCACUACAGCAUCCAGUCGACUCGUCGUCUCGACUCGGCCGCUGACCACCACUCGCUCGUCCUCCCAGCCUCUCCGGUCACCGCGCUCGUCCGUCGGUCCACCAUCAUCCCAUCGCUCGUCGCUGCCGCGGUCUCCUCGUCCGCCCGUGGCACCACGCUCACCGAGCUCACCGAGCUCACCGACUUCACCGAUCUCCUCACCGAACUCACCUCCACCACUCUCCUCCUCCUUUUCCUCGUCUUUCUCCUCGUCCUUCUCGUCCUCUCUCUCGUCUUCCACCUCGACUGUCUCGUCCACCACCUCCUCCGCCAAGCGGGCCGCUCAGAUGCGGAAUCUUCGCGUUGCUCCGUCCUCGCCCUCGGCCACCAUGGACACCCCCCGGAAACCGGCCCUGGCUGCUCGCUCCAGCAACAACACCACCAGCUCGACCGGCCGUGCUCCCCUCACCCCCAAGAUUGCCGCCUCCGCUGCCGCCGCCUCCAAUUCCCACACGUUUGCCGUAUCGACGCCGCUGGCCCGUCGCAGCACGCUCGGCACCGUCUCUAGCUCUGCUUCCAGAGACUCUAGAGACGACUUGCCUGCUUAUAUCGCCCACAACCACAACAUCACGCCACGCUCCGGCUCCCGCCAGAACCGCGUCGAUGGCAGCACCACCUACAGCCCGAUCAGCAACGGCAACACGCCCUCGGGUGCCCCUGCUGUCUCCUCGCCUGGUCUUGCCGACUCCAAGUUCUUCUACGCCAGCGAUGUCAAGUCUCCAGCAUUGCAGCAGCCCUCACAACCGCCACAACCGCCACAAGCUUCUCUCGCCACCACACCGCGCUCGUCCGCCUUUUUUUAUGCCAAUGGCCGCUCUUUGCCCGACGCCCAGCCUCCGACGACGCCGACCUACCAUCCUCCACCAAGCACAACUGCCCCGCCCGACAUCUCGUCCAAGUUCGUCCACGCCAACGGCGCCGCCCUCGACCGUCCUCAUUCUCAUCCACAUCCGCAUCCGCAUCCCCUCCCCCUCAAGGCCGUUGCUCCCGGUCCGGCUGCCUCCGUCCAGGCGGCCGCCUCGCCCAAGCUGCCCAUGUCACGGUCCAGCAGCACCUAUUCGACAUCCGCCUCGGCAUCACGGCCCAUGUCGCCUGUUAAGACUCCGUUGUCUGGCCUGGCCCCGGCCAAUGCCGUCACUGCUGGCAGCGUCCGCACCCGCAAGCGGAAUAGCACUGGCUCUGGCUCCGGCUCCAGCACCAUGGCCGGACACGGAAGAAAGGGUAGCCUUUCCAUCGCUGACCCGCCCAUCGUCGCUCGUCUGCUGCAGUCGUCUGCCCACUCGCGAUCGGAGGCCUCGUCACCCGCUGCUGCCCAGUUCCCGCCUGCCGCCCAGCUGAGUCCCUUUGCCUUUCCGGGUUUUGGUCAGUCCGCCGCCAACGGCAGAAGCACGCCACCGACGGCCGCCACCAGCCUGGCCGCCAUCUUGCAGGCCACCGACGAGCUGGUCGAGCCCGACGGCGAAUCGGACGACGACGGCGACGACGGCGACGACGGCAACGACGGCAACGACGAAGAAGACGAGAGCCGACAUAGCAACGUCAGCAACAACAGCGUCGACAGCCUCGUCGUUACUGCGCGCCGUGAGCGCAAGGUCCAGGACCUCGAAAUCACCAACGCCUCCCUCGAGGCCAUCAACAGGUCGCUAGAGCGCCAGCUGCGCAAGCAGAAGUCUGAACUGCGCCAGUUCCGUCGCCUCUCACGUUCCGGUCGUCUGUCGCUGGCCCCAUCCGCCGCCUCCGCCAGCAUCGUGUCUGGUUCAAUUAUCGAGGAGCCCAUGCAAACCCCCGGUCUGAGCGACGACGAUGACGACGACGACGCCUUUGAAGACGCCGACGAGUUCCGCGCAGACGGAGAGGCUGGCGUGGAGAAGAAGGCCGAGGGGACGGAGACGUCAGUGAAAUCGGACCAGCCAGAAAAGGCGGAAAAGGAAAAGAAGGAGAAGAGGGAAAGAAAGAGCAAGAAGGGCAAGGCUGUAAACAAAACAGUCGCCCCUACCGCUGAGGCCGAUGCAGCAGCCGCUUCUGUGGAGGCGGCCGUCAACGGCGAGCACCACGACAACACGUCGGGGUCCGGAUCCGGGACCGAGUCCGAGUCCGAGUCGUCGGACGAGCACGGCAGCCACGAGCAGCGCCGCGACCGUCGCCUGCAGCUGGACCUGUCCAAGCACCGCCAGCUGCUGGUUGACAGCCAGAAGAUCAACCAGAGCAUCAAGCGCUGUCUCAGCUGGACCGACGAGCUGAUCGAGGAAGGCCGCAAGGCCCUGGCUUUUCGCGUGCGCGUGAGCGAGAUACAGUUGGGCGGUCGCGUCCUCAUGGCCGACGAGCUAGAGGAAGAAGAGGAAGAUGAGGAUGUGGACGUCGUCGAAGUCGAGAUCGAGGUCGAGGAUGAGGUCCAACAGGACAAGAGCGUCACGGCCGACGCGGACGCAGACGACACUACCAGCCUCCUGGCCGUCAGCAGCAGCGACGCCGUCAGCCUCACCGGAAACCCCCGCCUCGACAGUCGCUUCGUCCGGUUCGACAUUGACGUCGACGUGGGCUUGAAACCUGGACUUGAUCGUGAUCACGUGACCUCCAGCACCCACCUGCCAGAGACGAAACCGCUCAAGCCAGCGAUAGCGCCGGCCAGCCACGACGCCGACCCUGCAUAG